Messenger RNA from Rhincodon typus (whale shark), 300 nucleotides. Its product is annotated as SRA stem-loop-interacting RNA-binding protein, mitochondrial-like. The record is from RefSeq and is a predicted model, not a curated record. NCBI's taxonomy places the organism in Eukaryota, Metazoa, Chordata, Chondrichthyes, Orectolobiformes, Rhincodontidae. The transcript is spliced from 2 exons.
AUGGCGGAUUUUUGUGUCACUGAUCCCUGGUCCUUCGCCAGCAAAGAAAUAAAAGAUUUUGGACAGUUUGAAUGAGUCCAGUAAUGUCUUCUGGUCAACAAAGAGUCUGGAUUUCAAUACAAUACAGUACAAUUUCAUAGAGGAUUCUGUUGUGUUGGUUUCAACAAAGAAGAAGGGUUUCAGAAUGCACUGCAGAAGGAACCACACCUCAUAGAACAGGCAAAGCUUCAACCCCAGAGAAACAGAAAAUUGCUUCAAGGUCGCAGACAAAAUAAUAAAGUCACUGAAUUAGCAAGUUGA